CGUAGACUGUAAAGAGAAACUGUUGUGUGUCAUCGAAUGACGCUUGCCAUCUCAAUAGGCUGAAUUUGCAGUUGCCAAAUGGUAGCGAAGUGUACUAGUAGCUGUACAAGUCUGUAGAUUAAAUUGAAUCGUCGAUGAAUCACUUCUGUCAGAACACGGCCAGGCUGCUUCUACACGCUGUUUCUGUUUCUUCUCGCUCUUUCAACUCUACUAGCUUUAACAAAUUGACACAGAGUGUCCCGUCAACGGCAGAUGUUGUUGUGGUGGGUGGUGGAGUCAUUGGUUCAUCAACUCUGUAUCAUUUGAGCAAGUUGGGUGUCACGGAUUGUGUAUUGGUGGAGAGAAAUCGUGUGACGUCGGGUACCACUCAUCACAGUACGGGGUUGCUGUGGAGACUGAAACCGAAUGAUGUUGAUGUGCAGUUGCUGCGUAGGACGAGGGAUAUGGUGAGGGAUGAGUUGGAGAAGGAGUCGGGAAUUUCACCAGGAUUUGUGGAGAAUGGAAGUCUGUUUGUUGCUUUGACAAAGGAGAGACUUAAUGAAGCCAAGAGGCUCUUGAAUUUAGGAAGGUUGUUUGGUAUUGAUUCCCAUGUAUUGGAUCCAAGUGAAACUAAACGUCUUUUUCCUCUAAUGAAUGUGAGUGAUUUGUACGGAUCGUUGUACAGUCCAGGAGAUGGAGCAGUUGAUCCAACUGGCUAUGUCAACUCACUCAUUAAAGCAGCAACAAAUCAAGGAGCAAAGGUUAUUGAGAAUUGCCCUGUUACUGGAGUGCAAGUAGAUAUCAAUGAUUUUGGUUUCAAGCAAGUGUCUGCUGUUCACACACUACAUGGCUCUAUCAAGACAAACUGCAUCGUCAACUGUGCAGGAGUAUGGGCACCCAAACUUGGAGCUAUGGCCUCAGUUGCCGUUCCACUGUUAGCAAUGCAGCGGGCAUACGUCAUCACACAGCAAAUAGAUGGAAUAAAGGACAAACCAAACGUUCGAGAUCAUGAUUCAUCUCUAUAUCUUCGAGUACAAGGAGAAGCACUUGUCAUUGGAGGCUACGAGAGCAAUCCAAUCUUUUGGGAAGAAGUGGAGGACGACUUUGCGUUUAGUCUUUUUGAUCUAGAUUGGGAUGUAUUUAGUCAGCAUAUGAAUGCUGCAGUCAACAGAGUGCCAAUCAUCGGACAAACACCAAUUCAGUCGACUGUUUGUGGACCAGAAUCGUUUACUGCAGACCAUCGACCUUUAAUGGGUGAAGCAGUAGAAGUUAGAGGAUUUUAUCUCGGUUGUGGAUUCAGCUCUGCUGGUAUUAUGUACAGUGGAGGUUGUGGAGAGCAACUGGCUCAUUGGAUUGUCAAGGGAUCACCCACAGUUGACAUGUUUAAUUAUGAUAUUAGAAGAUUUCAUCACUCUGUUGUCUCUGAUAAGACAUGGUUGAAAUCAACUAGUCAUGAGGCAUAUGCAAAGAAUCAUUCGAUUGUGUUUCCAAAGGAUCAGCCGCUUGCUGGUAGAAACAUGAGGAAAAGUCCAUUUCACGAGUUGUUGUUGAAUGCCGGGUGUGUUUAUCAGGAGAAACAUGGAUGGGAAAGACCAGGAUGGUUUGCUACAGACACAAUGAGAAAAGGGAAAUCAACUGCAGUAAAGGAUUAUGAUUUCUAUGGAGCCUACAACAUGAAGGCACACGAAGAUUACCUAUAUCGUGAUCUUCUAAUGAUGGACUACAAGCUUAGUUUCAGCGAUUGUCAUGAGCAAAUUGGGAAAGAGAGUCUUGCUUGUCGUAAGGGUGUGGCCGUGUUUGACAUGUCUUCAUUUGGCAAGUUUUACUUGACAGGCCACGAUGCACAAAAGGCAGCUGAUUGGAUUUGCACCAAUAAUGUGAAUCAGGAUGCAGGUUGCAGUGUGUAUACAUGUAUGUUGAAUAAUCAUGGUGGAGUGGAGAGCGAUUUGAUGUGGCAUGUUGUUAACCCAGGAGAAACUGAAAUACAGAAUGUUAUAGGUGACACGGCGUUCUACAUCACAUCUGGUGGUGGUUCUGGCCAACACGACUUCUGCCAUGUCAACAACAUUAUCAACGACAUGAAGUUCGACUGCCAAUUAAGAGACAUCACAGAAGACUUAGGCGUAUUGAGUGUGCAAGGACCAUUGAGUCGGCGAUUGCUUCAAGAGCUGACAACAUCUGAUCUCAGUAAUGGUUCCUUUCCCUUUGGUACUCAUCAGGUCAUUGAUAUUGCAGACAAGCCAGUCAGAGCCGUGAGGCUGACUUUUGUUGGUGAACUCGGCUGGGAGCUUCAUAUUCCUGAAUCAUCAUGUUUGCAUGUGUACAACGCUCUGAUGGAGGUGGGCAGACAGUACGGCAUUAUGAAUGCUGGUUAUCGUUCUAUUGAUUCGUUGAGUAUUGAGAAAGGAUAUCGACAUUGGCAUGAAGAUGUGAGAGCAGACGACAGUCCUCUUGAGGCAGGACUUGGAUUUACUUGUAAACUCAAAUCUAAUGUACCAUUUUUGGGUCGAGAAGCGAUAGAGAAAGAAAAAGCACGUGGACUGAUGAAGAAACUAUGCUGUUUUACAUUUGACAGCAAUGAAGUUCUGUUUGGUGUGGAGGGCAUUUGGCGUGAUGGCGUGUGUGUUGGUUAUCUACGUCGAGCAGACUAUGGAUACUGGCUGCAGAAGAGCAUCGGCUAUGGAUACGUUUCCCAUCCAGAUGGUCUUACUGUUAGUAAUGAAUUUUUGAGAGAUGGUCACUACACUAUCGAAGUGAUGGGAGAUACCAUUCCAGCCACUCUGCACUUGGAGUCACCAUUUGAUCCAAAGAACAAUCGAAUUAAAGGAUCAUAUGAUGCUGACAACAAGAAACAAGUUUCAUAGAACGUAUUUAUAUUCAAUAAAAACAAUACAAGUAGAUUUACAUGCAAUCAGUCAACGGAUGUUGUAAAAUGAAAUGCACUGUCAGAGUCCGAUCAUAACAUCAGACUGUCUAUUUGUUACAUACGUACAAUCAAUUUUAUCAGUGCAAGCAACUGUAGUCUAGUUAUACUUACUGUAGGAUUGGAAUGUUUUGCUGUAUGUUUAGAUUUGUGAUUUGCGAUUUUUUAAAGAAAUUGUAAAAUUAAAAUUUGCAAACAUACCCGUAUACUACUGUACUUGUAUUUAUUAGAAAUCACAAAAUUGA
Messenger RNA from Corticium candelabrum, 3147 nucleotides. Its product is annotated as sarcosine dehydrogenase, mitochondrial-like. The transcript is spliced from 11 exons. Lineage: Eukaryota; Metazoa; Porifera; Homoscleromorpha; Homosclerophorida; Plakinidae. Gene Ontology annotation, cellular component: mitochondrion; mitochondrial matrix; cytoplasm. The record is from RefSeq and is a predicted model, not a curated record. Bases 135 to 2843 code for a protein of 902 amino acids. Gene Ontology annotation, molecular function: sarcosine dehydrogenase activity; protein binding.